GUACCGUAGUGGCAGCUAGACGAGCAAGAGAGAUAUUUGCAAGACGUUGCCUUGUUUUACCGGUACCCUGUGCUCAAAAGUUGCUUGUGCCUAUUGACGAUGUGCCUAAAGUAGAUAUACAUAUAUUGAAAGCAAAAUGUUUGAUCAAUUCAAGGAGAAGAUACAUUCUGUCCAGCUUGACUUGAAUGCUGGGUUGAAGUCGCUCAGUGAGAAGGCUCGAGAGGUUGGACGAUCAAAGAAACUCCCUGGUGAAUUGCAUGUUCUUGACAGCAAAACAGCUGAUCUUUCGGCGUUGAAACCAGAAUGUAUAGAUGCUGGAGAUGAAAUCCUCAACAGGUUUCAACUGAUGUGGACUCAAAUUCAUACCAACAUUGAAUUUUCUGCAGACAAAGCUAUGAAAAGUGACAAGGCUAUCCUCGAGUUGGUAGAGCAGCAUGACAAACAGAUCCAUGUUUGGAAGCAGCUACAGACCAGACUACAAGAAGUACCCGGCAUGGUGACCCAGAUACAGAACCUGGCAGUCACUCUAGGUAAGCUGGAAGCCAACUUUGAGGAGAUUGAGAGUAUGCUAGAGAGUCUUGGUGACACCUGUGAGGAGGAGGAGUUGCUAGGCAACAAGAAGAUACAGCUGGCAGAGUUAAUGAAAUACAAGGAGCAAAAAUCAAAAGAGAGGCAACAUAGAAGAGAACGCCUGCUAGAUGAAUACAACCAGAAGUUCCGUCGAGUAGAAGACGAGGAGGAUGCUAAGAAGAAAGAGAGACAGAAAGCCUUCCAAGAAGUCUUUGCUGCUGACAUGGAUCACUACCGAACACAUGGAAAAAUGUCAGCACCAGUGACUCAAUUAUCCCAGGAAUUAGAAAACAGACUCGAUGAGUUUGAGCUUUCCAUCGGUAGAGAUGACCAACAAGCCCUAGAUGACUUCCUGGGACCCGAUGAUGAUGACGACGACAGCGAUGUUGAUCGGAGGUCGGUCAGAAAAAGAGUUCCUUUGGUCAAGGAUGAUGUAGAGGAUAAGAAAUAUAAUGAGGGUAAUGAUGAUGAGGAUGAAGAAGAGGAGGAAUUUCAAGUCAACUCUACGGAAGGCACCGCAUCAGUGGAAGAGGAUGAAUCUAAAGUCAUCUCUACGGAAGGCACCGCAUCAGUGGACGAGGUAGGGCGGAUAGAAAAUGGACAGAGUGGAGACAAAGAGCAACAAGGAGAAGAGAGUAAAGGAAGUGGUUCUUUAAACCCAGAGGAUGCAGACGCCAAAGAUAAAGGAGAUUCACUUCAAGAUCAAGCACAUGUCGAGGAGGAUGCCAAAGAUUCCACAGAAGCUCCCAGCGACAAGCAACAACUCCCGGAGGACGCAGCUACCAAAGACAGCCUCCAAGAGGAUGACUUUGGAACCCCAGAUGAAGAUGAUGACUUUGGAACACCAGAUGAAGAUGCAGACGAAUCGUCAACGAAGUCGUAGCAGUUCACUGGAUCUUGCAUGGAUAACAGGCCCACCUCCCUCUUAAUGGCACCUUAAAGGUAUAGACCAGUUCUGGUCAUGCGAUUGCAUUGUGAAAGAAACGUUGUGGAAUCGAUCAGUAAAUAUAUAUAUGGGACUACGGGAUAUCUA
Messenger RNA from Strongylocentrotus purpuratus (purple sea urchin), 1603 nucleotides. RefSeq names its product dysbindin. The transcript has 12 exons. Gene Ontology annotation, cellular component: cytoplasm. Lineage: Eukaryota; Metazoa; Echinodermata; Echinoidea; Camarodonta; Strongylocentrotidae. Bases 137 to 1453 code for a protein of 438 amino acids. Gene Ontology annotation, biological process: negative regulation of protein kinase activity. The record is from RefSeq and is a predicted model, not a curated record.